Molecule: messenger RNA, 1599 nt
Organism: Cololabis saira (Pacific saury)
Lineage: Eukaryota; Metazoa; Chordata; Actinopteri; Beloniformes; Belonidae
Product: hereditary hemochromatosis protein homolog
Exons: 1
Coding region: 1-630 (209 amino acids)
Biological process (GO): immune response
Cellular component (GO): external side of plasma membrane
Source: RefSeq, a predicted model, not a curated record
AUGGAGCAGAUGUACCUGCAGAUACGCUUCUCAAAGGUCUACCAGCCGUUCUGCGUCCAGAUUCUGCGACGCCUGCUGGAGAGUGAGAAGCACUUGGUGAUGCGUCGUGUUAAACCUCGACUACGCCUCCUAUCACAGCCGGGGGGGGGCGGGGCCCAGAUCACCUGUCUGGCCACAGACUUCUACCCUCGCCACAUCAACCUGACGCUGCUGCGGGACGGUGAACCCGUGGACGAGGAGGAAAUGACCGUUGGCUCGGUGCUGCCCAACGGCAAUGGUCUCUACCAGCUGAGGAAGACGCUGGUGGUGGAUGAAGAGGAGCUGCAGAGGAAGCACAAGUACACCUGUGCAGCGUCUCACCUGAGUCUGGACAACCGGCUGGACGUGAGCUGGAGGGUGGAGUCUUUCCGUUCAUUCAGAGUCCACGUCAUCUCUGCUCCCAUCGUCCUCCUGCUGGUUGUCGUCAUCCUGCUGCUGGUGCUGAUGAUGAAGAUGAGGAAGAGGUCAGGGUCAGAGGGCAUCUCCAUGGAAACACAGGAGAGUCACGGAGCCAGCACUGAUGAGGGAUCGGAGCCAGGGGUGGAGGACUGGGACGUGACGGCUUCACUAAAGCAGUUUUCCUCCAAAUAAACCCCGCCCCCAGUGCAGAAUUGUGACAUUAAUCUUCGUUUGUUCGUUCAUUUUUAUUUAUUUCGAACAUGUAUAAAAAAAAACAAGAAAAAAAGAUCAGAGAAAAAAAUACAGGUGGGCAUUCCACGAGAAAAAAACAAAAAAAGAAAAAACACAUCAAAAAACAUAUUUCAGUUACAUGUUCGAAAAGGAGUGGGAGGAAGUAUAAACUUAUUUAAUCCCACCCCCUUUCCACAACUAAACAUAAAUUAUAUGCCUGUAUUUACUUUUUAUACUAUACACUAAUUUGUAUAAAUAAAGAUAUAUCAUUUUUUACAAAAAUAACCUGUUUAAUACCAAAUGUAAGCUCUAUCAUAAAUAUAAUAUAACUAUGAUAUCAAUAUAAUACGUAUAUCUAUACAAACAUACAAAGACAGCAUGACGAAAUACCAGAACACACAGCCGCUGAUCUUUAAACACAGUCUUCACUUUUAUACCUCAAAAAAACUAUGUCUUUAUAUUUCUUCUUAAAUUGUUUUAUGUUUGUACAUUCUUUUAACUCCAAAUUCAAAUCAUUCCACAGUUUAAAGAAGCUGUACUGUAUGUAAGAGCAAUAAUAAAACAAAUCAUAAAAUGACCCCGAUAUGUCAACAGACAUUUAAAAAUCAUGUUCAUUUCAAAUACUUAUGUCACUGACAACAGCACUCAAGCCAGGAUAUUCCAGUUUAAAAAGAGGAGUUGCAGCCCUCAACUGAUGUUUAUGUUGAAGCUCCACCCUCCACCUAUCUCCCAAUCACCAAGUCAGUAUUGUUUCUGAAGCUCCACCCUCCACCUAUCUCCCAAUCACCAAGUCAGUAUUGUUUCUGAAGCUCCACCCUCCACCUAUCUCCCAAUCACUAAGUCAGUAUUGUUUCUGAAGCUCCACCCUCCACCUAUCUCCCAAUCACCAAGUCAGUAUUGUUUCUGAAGCUCCACCCUCCACCUAUCUCC